Messenger RNA from Zophobas morio, 1823 nucleotides. Its product is annotated as ABC transporter F family member 2-like. The record is from RefSeq and is a predicted model, not a curated record. Gene Ontology annotation, molecular function: ATP hydrolysis activity; ATP binding. NCBI's taxonomy places the organism in Eukaryota, Metazoa, Arthropoda, Insecta, Coleoptera, Tenebrionidae.
UGAAGAAAAAUGCCUACUAAAAGAAAGCCAAGAGGAAGGGCUGCAGCUAACUUACCUAAAAAUGAUUUACCUAAGAAGACGCCGUUUACGAUUACCGAGCUUCCGAAGACAAAUAUUGUAGAAGCAGCUAUUAAUGACCGUAACACAACUGGCGUCUUAGUGUCCAGGCCUGAUGCUUUAGACAUAAAGAUUAAUAACCUUUCCCUUUCGUAUAAGGGGCAGGUGUUAAUCCAAGCUACCACAACUCUUGAACUUACAAUGGGGCGGCGUUACGGUUUGCUGGGUAGAAACGGGAGUGGGAAAACAACUUUUUUAAAAUCUCUUGCCGCUCGCGAAUUUCCCAUACCAGCGCAUAUUGAUAUAUAUCUGCUACAAGAGCAAGCAGAGCCUUCUGAUAUGAAACCUAUUGAAGCUGUAACCCACUUCGCUAAGCAAAUUCACAAGCAGCUCGAGGACGAUAUUGAGCGUGUUCUUGUUGAAUUAGGGCCCGAAUCUCCUCUUCUUUCAGAACUAUAUGAACGACUGGAAGUUUUGGAUCCUGCAACCUUUGACAAACGCGCUGGCCUACUUUUGGCUGGCCUCGGGUUUGGGCAGGAGAUGCUUAAUAAAGCCACGAAAGACAUGUCCGGUGGAUGGCGCAUGCGAGUAGCACUUGCGAGAGCUCUUUUCGUGCGACCCACAAUUUUGCUUUUGGACGAACCCACAAAUCACCUGGACCUGCAGGCGUGCGUGUGGCUGGAAGAGUACUUGAAGCGGUACGACAAAAUUUUGGUCAUCGUUUCUCACUCGAUCGACUUUAUGAAUGGCGUUUGCACAAAUAUCAUGCAUUUGACUUCAAAAAAGGAACUUCAGUUUUAUAGCGGAAAUUACGACCAGUAUGUAAAGACUAGAGAGGAAAAUGAAGCGAACCAAAUGAAACAGUAUGCUAAGCAGCAGGAAGAGAUUAGACACAUUAAAGAAUUUAUUGCCAGCUGUGGGACAUACGCCAAUCUGGUGAGGCAGGGGAAGUCGCGGCAGAAGCAACUCGACAAAAUGGUCGCUGAGGGACUGGUGGAACCCGUCGAGAAAGAGAAACCAGUCAACUUCAAAUUUCCUUCCUGUGAUACACUUUCUCCGCCAGUGUGCGCCUUCCAGAACGUCGGUUUUUCCUAUAGCGGGAAAAAAGGCCCUAUGCUUUACGUGGGUUUGGAGUUUGGUAUUGAUCUUGACUCACGUAUCGCGCUGGUGGGCCCUAACGGAGCAGGAAAGUCAACUUUGCUGAAGCUUAUUAACCAGGAAGUGGCCCCCACCGUUGGCACAAUUCAGAGGCACAGUCACCUGAGAAUCGCUAGAUACCAUCAACAUUCGGAAGACCAACUUGACCCGGAAAUGACACCGCUAGAGUACAUCCAGAGCCAAUUUAGAGAAAAGGGGCUGGAGCUUGAGCAGUGGAGGCAACAAUUAGGACGCUUUGGUAUCUCAGGGAAGUGUCAGACGUCGCCCAUAAAGACACUGUCGGACGGGCAAAAGUCCAGAAUAGUUUUCUGCUGGUUGGCGCAGAAGACACCGCAUCUUCUCCUUUUUGACGAGCCCACGAAUCACUUAGAUAUGGAAGCCAUUGAUGCGCUUGCUAAAGCCAUCAACUCUUUUGAAGGCGGCAUGGUCCUUGUCUCGCACGACUUUCGCCUGCUUGAUCAAGUGGCGAAAGAGAUUUGGGUCUGCGAUAAAAGAACAAUUAUGCCGUGGAGGGGCGACAUUGUCUCGUAUAAACGACAUCUCCUUAAGGAAAUGAAGGAUAUUCUCGAUAUUAUUUAGAGAGAAUUUAAUGGAGAGAGACCAGUUUA